GUCAGAACUCGCGGGACGGUUAAGCGUGGCAAAAUAUUCUGCAAGUCUAGUCAGUUUACAGGAUGUCGGAGGAGAUUCUCCAUAACGAAGAUAAAGAGACACUGAGGAGAAGACUGGAGCACUUGAAGCAAGAAUAUGAAAGGACGGCACAAAGACUACAGAGAGCAGAGCAUCAUGAUGCCAUUCGCAGACACAGACUUACACAGAUUGAGUCGUCACAGAUGUCUGAGCCGUGCUCUGCAACUUCUUCCACGUCAACCUCAGAUCAUUUUGAAAACCAUCAGAAUCUGCAAUUACAAACAAACAGAAACAUCUCAGGUUUUUCUGCUGCAGAGAAAAUCCCUGCCAUCCAGUUGCAACUUGCUGAGAUUACAUCCACACCGCCUUUAUAUUCCCCUGCAUGCAAGCGAAGCCCUGCACACCGGCUCCGUUCAAAACGCAGUCGACUGCGCCUACAGAACAAAGAGCGAGAAUCAGACACUGACCUCAGCCAAGAGAAUAUCCAUGAAAGAGAGAACGCAGAAAUAAGGGAAUGUCCUAACAUUAAAGAGAACAGUCUGAAAAAAGUUAAAAAUGAAGAGAAGGACUUUGAAAAGAUAAUAAAAAGAGACACUGAGAAGGAGAAGAGCAAUGAUAAGCCAAUAAGAGUAAAAACAAAUAGUAAAAAUGAGAAGCCACCUCAAGAUCUGGAAAAUGAUGGGAAAAAAGAGGAACAUUGUGUAUUAAACUGCUCUGUGAGCCAGACAAAUGACAAAUUGUCAGUGGUUUCAAGUGUAGAAAAUCAAAACACUGACAGUAGCAAGGUAGAGGUUGAUUUACCUCUUACUGAUCGGCCUGUUAAGGAAGAAUUACACUCCAGUUCACCAGGGUCUACCCAUACCUCAUUUUUCUCUCAGUCUGCUCAGGCAACUGACAAUUCAGGAGAGAUGCUAAAACAAACCAAACAGUCAUCCACAAAAAAAGAUUAUGAUGACAAGAUGGAUGUUAAACACUCCUCAUUUACAUCUGGUGUUCUAGACUCAUGCACACUUGUUGAGGGUUUACCAUUCCCAGUGGAGUAUUAUGUUCGGACGACACGACGGAUGGCUGCUUCUAACAGCUCCAUCGAUCUAGAUGCUGUCAUUUAUAGCCAGCUCACUGGGGGGCGGGGCAGACGCAGACUCAGCCAAUCACAAGUGAGCAGUAGAGGUCAGGUAACCCCAGAACGUUCGGAACCAGUCUGUAGGUCCACUGACCAACCCAGAGGCAGAGGUAGAGGACGGAGAGGGAGGAGAGGACGUCGAAGAACGUCUGUAGGACGGACCUCAAGUGCCAAUUUUACAGCAUAUUCUACAGAGUCUUUUAACAAAUCUCAGUUGGUCCUUGAAGGUCCGCAGGUUGAGUCUCAUUCAAACGAUUUGCAUGGGACUGCAGUGAAUUUGAACCCAAGUCCAGAGCAUGGAGCUACUCAAGAUUUAAAGCAUCUCCCAGAUUCUCAGCUUUACAUUGAUUCCCAACUCCUCCCGGAUUCAAAUUUGUACCCUAUCUUCAGGAGAAAGCUUGGACAAACUGGACUAGAGUCUCAGACAGCAACAAAUAAGAAUGAUCAGUCACCUUUUUUACCAUCAUUAGCUACACUCAUUCAAACUCUUCAAGAAAAGGAAACAAAAACUGGACAAAUAACUCCUGAUGGUAUCCAGGAUUUCCACUUACCCGAUGAGGAUUUUGGCCAGCUAAAGCUUGCAAGAUUACGCUUGCCCACUUCAAUUGUAGAACCCUUCCCACAGCACCCUCUAGUGUACAAAACAAGGCAGAGCAACAGGCGCCAGAGAGUCAGAAAGUGUAAUACUGAAGCACAUUGCUCAGUGGGGGAAAUAUUUACUCCAGAACCCAUAAUUACCUCUUCAUUUGAGGAUAGUUUACCACUUUGUCAAUCAGACCCCAUUGAUCAAUCACAGACAGAGAUACAAAAGGAUCUUCAUGCUGUUAUUGAAAUCUCUUCAGCUCUGAUGAACGGUACUGAAUCAGACGAAUGCAUAAAUAAUGAGAAAAAGGUUGAGGUUCCACUUGAAUCCUCUGAAACAGAACAUAUUAAAGGGCAGCAAUCACAAAUACAAAAACAAUCUGACAUACUCUCAGAGAAAACCUCACUUUCCCCUGUGAUACUGAAGUUGAGUCCAUCUUUGACCACGCACACGCAGAAGAGUCAAGAUCCUGUGCUGCCAUCUCUAGGAAUGUCCCCUCACUUUUUGACUCCAGGUUCACCCUUAGAUCUCCGGACACCUCUCUUUUCAUCAUCUGGCAUCCUUAAGUCUCCCUCUUCAGUGACAUUCAUAGGUUGUCUUUCUCCAGAUUCAGUCUCAGCCAACAUUUCAGAGAACAUGAAAAAUAGUAACUUUAUAAAGCGAGGAGGUCGAGCUGAAGUCCGAAGAGGCUCUAGGAUACAGACACCAUCUAAAAUUAGUCAAGAAUCAAUAACAAAAGCUCAAAAUAAUGUGCAACUGGAUAUGUCAUCUCAGAGCAACAUUGCAUUGGGAUAUGAACAUUUAAAAAGCUCAGAAACCCCAAAGAGUGAGACCUCAUGCAUCUCAGGAAAUGAACUGGAACAUGAAAGCAGUUUUGAUAAAGAAAGCAAUCUUGAAUGUGGAAAUAAAACCAACUGCACAACAGAAAAUGAAGCUCAGCUCUACAAUAAUCACCAACUGGAGAGUUUUAAUACUGAUCAAAAUUGUGAAAGCUCUGAGCUUUGGUGUCAAACCCAAAGUAAUGCAACUAUAAAUGCAAAACCAUUUCAUUGUGAGAAUGAAUCUGGUUCUGUAAGUCAAACUCCCUUUGAUAAGACCUCUUUGGACACUUCUGCCAAUCAGAGAACAGAAAGAAGCAAUCAGUCAGAGGAAUUUUCUUCCAACAAUCUGACAUUAUUUCAUGAGCAAGCGCCAUUCUCUGAUGCAGGUCAUUUUUCCACAGUCUUGGAGCAGAUGCAUACUUUUAAGGCGCUGGAAGAUGGAUGCGUGUUGGAUUUGUGUUUGGUGCGAUGGCCAUCAGAGGACUGCUGCAUAUGUGUGGCUGGACAAUGGAGUGUUUGUCUUUGGGCUCAAAGGAAGGGAGAUCAGACGUGGAGUCUUUUACAUUCCUGGACAUUUGCUCAGUCCGUCAUGUCUUUGCAAGCAAUUGCAGACUCUUCUGGGUUGCUUUGUGUGACUCUUGGUCACUUGGAAAUUGCAGAGGCAAGGGUGCUUUGCUGUCCAGGUAAUGAUGGACCAUUCUCUCAGACUGUUGUGUGCACGGACACGUUACAAGCAGUGGUCGGUGUGUCCAACUGUCGGCUUGUGUGUUGCUCCACCCCUGGAUAUCAACAAAGAGUCAGCAUGCUAACAUUGUCUCAAGAGGGAAGUGUGGUGAAAACCCUUCCCUUCAUCUCUGCUAAGCAGAACAUUCAGACUCUUGCUGCUGUAGAGGGAGAAAAGAAGGCUCUAGUUGGUUGGACAGAAUGUAAAACCCUCCUCAUAUGGAGCAUGAAGUCAGGCCAGCUGCUUCAGGCUGUAUGCCUGGAAAAGACUUUAACCAUGACCAACUGCAUGAAGGGAUAUUCUUAUAGAGGUGUGCUGUGUGUAUUGCUUCAAAAUUCUGGAAAAGUGUGUGAUGAAGAGAUUAACACAUGCCUUUUUACUCUGAUUGCCACAAAUCCUCUCACUGGCAAACACAUCACACUGUCCUCCAUCAACCACCCUGAUCAGCCCAAACAGCAGUUAAUAGAUAGUGAUGUCUCGGGCUCUAGGCUGGUUGGUGUUUUCCAGAAUGGUCAUCUUGCUGUUUGGGAUCUCCGAGAGAGUGUGGCUAAAGCAGCUGUUGUGCUGGACGAGUCGUGUCGAUUAGCUCGCUGGGCAGGACCAGACACACUACUGACCGGAUAUCUCAAUGGGGAUGUCAGUGUGUUUCGUUAUAAAUCGACAUAAAUGGAUCAUACAAAAUUUCUGUGAAUCUUUUUUAAUUGUUAAAGAAAAAUUAAGAUACAUUUAGAGAUUUUGGUUGUUUGUGCGAGUUGUGCACUGUCCCAUGCAAACUAUUCAUUAAUAUAAGCAUUACCAGAGAAAUAUUUAUACUUUUGCAUAUGUAAAAAUAUAUUUUACAAAAUAAUAAAACAUAAUU
Molecule: messenger RNA, 4128 nt
Organism: Danio aesculapii
Lineage: Eukaryota; Metazoa; Chordata; Actinopteri; Cypriniformes; Danionidae
Gene: palb2
Product: partner and localizer of BRCA2
Exons: 13
Coding region: 63-3935 (1290 amino acids)
Biological process (GO): double-strand break repair via homologous recombination
Cellular component (GO): nucleoplasm
Molecular function (GO): protein binding; DNA binding
Source: RefSeq, a predicted model, not a curated record